Diutina rugosa is the source of this 4470-nucleotide messenger RNA. It is a transcript of the gene PEP1, whose product is annotated as type I sorting receptor. Gene Ontology annotation, biological process: Golgi to endosome transport; Golgi to vacuole transport; protein targeting to vacuole. The transcript has a single exon. The record is from RefSeq and is a predicted model, not a curated record. NCBI's taxonomy places the organism in Eukaryota, Fungi, Ascomycota, Pichiomycetes, Serinales, Debaryomycetaceae. Gene Ontology annotation, molecular function: protein binding. Gene Ontology annotation, cellular component: membrane; Golgi apparatus. Bases 1 to 4470 code for a protein of 1489 amino acids.
AUGAAGUGGCUCCAGCUCGCGUUUCUACUAGCGCUGGCAGCGAUCUCGGCUGCCGACCAGCUGCCGCAAGUCUCCAUUGACCGCCAGGACGUCCCCUACGACGCCAUCCGCUACUUCGACGACUCGCACUCCAUCGUCGCUUUACGAGACCACCAGCUCCUCGUCCUGCUCGACGAUGGUAAUUCGUUCCAGCAGGUGGAGGAGCUGAAGGAUCUGCUGAUCAUGACGUUGCAGAUGGACAAAUUCACCAAGCAGAGGGCGUUUGCCUUUGACCUCAAGGGGAAGCUUUUAUUCCUGAAAGAUGAAGGGAAACUGUGGAAAAAGAUUACCUUUUUAACUAAAGGCGACCAGUUUAACAUUGGCCGACGCAGUCGUCCCGAUAUCCGGUUUAACGCCGCCAAUUCCGACCUUCUUUUGGCCCAAGUGCCCGUUUGCAAUUUGGAAGGGUGCUACAACAAGUACUUCUACAGUGACUCUGGUGGUGAUAAGUGGCUCCCAUUGAUUGCCCACGCUGAACUGUGUGCGUUUCUCCAAUCACUGGAGCAUUUUACUGGUGGUACCGACCGAUCAGUUAUUUGUGGGGUCAAUGCCCGUGAUCAACGAGGCCAUGUCACUGGGGCUAGUGUCUUGAGAAGUGACGACUGGUUUAAGCUGCGUCAGGAAUUGCCCCACCCUAAGAUUGAACACGGUCGGGUGCGUGAUGUUCGCGUUAAACUGCUGUUCCUCGUGGUGACUGUAGUUAACGACCGUUACUCCAACGAUGCCGAUAACCACCACCUCGAAAUGUUGAUUCUGACUACUGGUGAAACGUUAGAAGAACUGAAUUUCUCCUCUAGUGUCGCUCGUGGCCGGGUACUGUUUUUACCGCUGACACCUCAACUGUUGCACGUGAUGGUGACUCUGUACGCUAAGCUGGAAUUCGGUACGUUCCCUUUGCUGACAGUGUUUGCUUCGGACACCUCGGGGCUCCGUUUCCGCUCGGUGAUGAAGAACGUGGUGCUGCUGGACGUGCUCAAAGUGCAGACGAUUGACGGUGUUUGGUUCGUCAACGUGGCGCAAAAGAACGAGGUCGACGAUGAGCCCAACUUUGGCAGGCCAAAGUCACGCACUCAGUAUACCAUUGACGAAGGCCGCACGUGGCGUCUGUUGAAUAUCAACCCUGAUACUGAAGAAGGCAAAAAGUGUAAUGCUGACGUCCAGUGUUUCCUCAACAUCAUGCCUCCGGGAGUGACCAGUGGUGACGGUAAAUACGAAACUGGGGCUACUCCCGGUAUUUUGAUGGCGGUGGGUAAUACUGGUGCUGUGUUAAAAGCCAACGAUAUCAGAGAAUUGAAAACCUGGGUUCUGCGUGAUGGUGGCGCUACCUGGUCUAAAGCAGUCGACGAACCGUGUGCGUUCUCUUUUGGUGACCACGGUAACGUGAUUAUUGCUGUUCCAUGGGAAGUGAAAGAAUACUACUACUACUCAGUCGACCAAGGUCGGCUGUGGAAACAAGAGAAGUACCCGGAUAACGCUAAAGUGGCCGCGGGUAAAGUCACCACCACCGUCGACGGGCUGGCGCUUCGCUUCGUGAUGGAAUCGCAAACUGAUCAAUUUAUUACCUACGACUUCUCCAACGUAUUUGACGGUAAAACGUGUGGUGAUGGCGAUAUGGAAGAAGUCUAUGCUCGCGUCGACGAAGGCGAACCCACUUGUCUUUACGGUACCAAGCAGAAGUUUAAGCGGAGAAAAGCUGACGCCAAGUGUUUCAUCAAUAAGCUCUGGGAAGAUCUUUUCGCCGACGACGAACAGUGUGAGUGUUCCGAACUGGACUUUGAGUGUGCUGCUGGUUUUGCCAUCCUGGCUAAGGAUAUCAGUGGCCAUACCUGUGUUGCUGACCCUGAGCAGUUGAAGCAAAUGUGCCAGGGCCAAGAGGGCAAGAAGUUGCGCAUCCCCGAUAAGCGCAAGAUGGUGGGCGAUGAGUGUCGUUUCUCCGGAAAGAAGGAACUGGACUACGUGCUGAUUAAGGAGAUUGAUUGCAGUCAAUAUACUGGUGGUGCCCCUUCGGGAGGUAUCAAGCAAUUCUCCAACGAGAUGCUGGGAGCCAUCAAGAAGUACUUCUACGUGCGUGAAGGCCACCCCGAUGACGAUAACCCUAACGAGUUUGGCGGCGAAAAUGUCAUUGUCCAUCUUACCAACGGUGAAGUUUACGCCAGUGAAGAUGGCGGUGAAACCUUUGCCAAAGUGGAAACGUCCGACCACAUCCUCAGCAUCCGUAAAGGUGCUGCUCCUGGCGUGGUGGUCCUCGUGGGUCUGAAGAAGUUUUACUUUUCUGAUGAUGGUGGUAACUCGUUCAAGCCCCGCGACAUGCCGCUGGAGCCGUUGGGCCGCGUGGGUAAGCUCGAGUUUGAUGAAAAGGACUCGUCUAAGCUUAUGUGGUUCGGCUGUAAGACGGGCCCUGUGUGUGAGUUCCCCGACGUGUGGAUCAGUGACAACAGCGGUGAGCUGUUUAAGCCGCUUAUCCAAAACGCCUACCGCUGUCUGUUUGUCCAUUUGGGCAACACCACUGACGAAAAGAUCUUGUGUACCGUGCGCAAGGAAAACGACCGUAUCGACUUGAUCCUGACCACUAACCGGUUUAAAGAUACUAACGUGUUGUUUGAACACGUGAUCGACUACGCGUUGCUGGGUGAGUUCUUGGUGGUGGCGGUAUACAACGCCAAGGGUGAUGGUUCCGACUUCAAAGUACUGAUGGAUGCUGUGACUUUCGCUCAAGCUCUCUUCCCUCUGGACCGUACUACUCGUUUGGGUACGGUGCUUGAUUCUCAAUCGAAGGCGUUAUUCCUCUUCCAGCUGGUCGACGACGAUCUGGGGGUUAUUCUUAAGCUGAACUCCAAUGGGACUUCUUACGUCACUGCGCUUACUGAUGUUAGCCGUGAUUCUUCUGGUUACGUUGACUACGAUCGUAUUGACCUUUUGGAAGGCACGCUUUUGGCUAACCAAGUUGUGGACCGUAACCCGAAGAAGGUACGCACGGUGAUUUCCCACAAUGACGGUGGUGAAUGGGCUUUCCUCACUCCCCCCAAAGUUGAUGUGAACGGCAAGUCAUACAAGUGUUCUGGAGGCAACUGUCACCUCCAUUUGGAAGGGUACACUAACCGUACCGACAUGCGCGAUACCUAUGGCCUGACCCUGGCCACUGGGAUGUUACUUGGUAGCGGCAAUGUUGGUGAGUACUUAGAUCCGUUUGACCCUGAGUUCGGUACGUUCAUGCUGGUUGACGGCGGUGUCACUUGGAAGGAAGUGGCUAAAGGAACCAUGCACUGGGAAUUCGGUGACCAUGGCCUGGUGGUGGUGUUGGUAGACAAGUACCGCCCCACCCAAGAGCUUCAAUUUUCGGUGGACAACGGUGACUCCUGGAACCGCUACCAGUUCCUGGAUACCCCCGUGCUUGUGGACGACUUGGCUACUUCUCAACGGGAUACGCUGCUUAAGUUUGUCCUUUUCACCUACGGCUUGCAAUCACGUACCGCGGAAGUGGUCACUAUUGAUUUCCAGGGUCUCUUCGACCACCAGUGUCAGGUGAACUUUGACCACCCUGACUCCGACGACUACGAGUACUGGACCCCUCCCUACUUUGGUGACGGGUGUAUCUUUGGCCACCGGGCUCUGUACCUCCGUAAGGUCAAGGGACGCAUGUGUUUCGUUGGUGAGGCUCCGUUGCUGGAAGGGUACAAGGUAUUGACCAAUUGUCUGUGCACUCGUCAAGACUACGAGUGUGACUAUAACUAUGUGCGUGAUCCUGCCGAUAACACGUGUAAGCUUGUGCCUGGUCAAUCGCCCAAGGACCGCAAGGAACAGUUGUGCUCGAUCGAAGGCGAAUUCCAAUACUUUAAGCCCACGGGUUACCGCAAGUUGCCGUUGCUGACGUGUGUUGGUGGUACUAAGUUUGACCAGACCAAGCCCGAGCCUUGUCCUGGCAAAGAACACGAGUUCCGCCAACACUAUGGCUACAGUGUUCUGGGUUUCAAGGUGUUCUUUGUGUUUGGGGUCCCCGCCCUUAUUUUCUUAUUCACCACGUGGUUUGUCUAUGACCGCGGUAUUCGCCGUAACGGUGGCUUCUCGCAAUUGGGUCAAAUCCGUCUUGAAGAUGAGAUCCACUUGAUUGAAGAAAACAACACCGAUAAAGCGGUGAACGCCAUCGUCAAGGCCGGUAUCUACGCGGUGGCUGGGGUGUACGCGGCGGUGAGAACCAUAUACCGUGUCGACCGAGCAUUGAUUGAACGGGUGGUGUCGGUGUUCCGCGGGCGGUCCCAGGGCACGUUCGUCCUGGUCCCCGAGGAGGACGAGUUGUUUGGCGACUUCCACGACGAAGACGCCCGCGAGUACGACGAGUUUGAGAUCCCCGACGACGACGAAGGCGAUGUUGACGAGCGGUUGUUUGGCAUCGACGACGGCGAAGAGGAUAUCAAUAACGAGACCACUCGCUGA